UGCUAUAAGCCGUGAUCUCGGAAAACUGUCUGUCUUCGCUCUUUCAUGAUCGUCAGUUAUCUGUUCGCCCUCCAGUUGAACAUCAAAUGCCAUGCUGUGUCGUUUAGAGGUAAAGUUAACCCAUGUCGGCGCCGACAAGACGCACCACCUGCUAGUACAGGGGACCACGACCCUCUAGCGCGGGAGCGUCAGUCACCACCUCCUAGGGCAGGGGAAGAGCCGGAACCUUGA
Amoebophrya sp. A120 is the source of this 231-nucleotide messenger RNA. Lineage: Eukaryota; Dinophyceae; Syndiniales; Amoebophryaceae. The record is from the annotation of a GenBank genome assembly.